This is a messenger RNA of Spirodela intermedia, 5902 nucleotides long. Lineage: Eukaryota; Viridiplantae; Streptophyta; Magnoliopsida; Alismatales; Araceae. The record is from the annotation of a GenBank genome assembly.
AUGGCGGCGUCGGGGGUUCCCUCGGGUGGAUCGGACGGAACCGAGGGGGAGAAUUUGUCGCCGUCGCCGCCGGAUUCCUCGAGCGGCGGCGGCGGCGGCGGCAACGCUGAUCGUCGUCAAAGCAAGAGGAUCUCCGAGCAGUCGUCAUGGGAGGCGAAGGAUUCGGAGGGAAAGGACUACCUGUACCGGCUGGGGCAGGAGGCCGAUAAUAUGAACAUCGCGGUCGGGGCGAGACAAGGCGUCAUUGACGACCUCUUCGUGGGAAAUUUCCUCGGAAGGGACUGUGAGUCGCUCGACAGCUUCUUUUCCUUCUUGGUUUUAUUCCGGCGAAAUAGUUUAGUUACAAUGAGAGAGUUUAGUCUUCUGGUUUAUUUGGCAGCGGAUAUCGUCUUUGAUUACCGGCAGAAGGCAACGAGGUCGUUUCAAUAUCUCCAGGGAGAUUACUACAUCGCACCAGCAUUUAUGGUCCGUCUGAAAUUUUGUUUCCUUCCGUUGCAACAGUUAUUUCUACCCAUGCCGAUCGCCUUCUGUACAUAGUCUAUAGAUGAAAACUUACUGAGCUUCUAUGAAUAAAUUUUGUUAAUAUUCUGGCAUUUAUUAACACCACCAGACACAAGCAAGCAAUCACGCUAAAGAUGGUAUAGCAUUGUCAGUCUUACAUCUCCUACGAGACUUAAUCAUAGGAGGUUUCUUCACUAGGUGUGUAACGUCAAAGGAUACUUGCCUUCUCAAGUGGGAAAUAAAUUCUUUAGAGUUCAUAAUCAAAGUCAUUCACCAUUUUAUCCGUGCCACUUUCCAUUUUAAUUUGUUGAAAAUUUGUCCUCCAGACAUUUAUAACUGUUAAAUUAUAGUGUUAAAGAAUGAAGGAACAUAAAGUUGUUCAUUUUAACGCCAGGUUGAAAGUGCCUCAGUGGCCUUGUAGAUUUUAGAGUAGUAACGGUUGCAAAUGUGCUCACAAAUAUUCGCAUUCACCACUUGAAGUGCUUGUUUUGAUUUAGUAUUGCUCCUAUUUUUUCAAACCUACUGAUAUUUUUGCUCAGGCUACAGCUAUUAUUGACCAUUUAUGUUCGUAAAUUUAUUUAUAUUCUUAAUUGGUUAUGGCUUUACCCGAUUUCUGGGCAAAGGAGCCUAUGAGAUUGGAACUGGUUAUUAUGCUCGAGUUAAGGCUGAUUAUACUUUGUGCAAUUGACCUCCUUCAUUCUUGUCAUGAGUUACGUCUGUUUACCAAUUAAUGUCGUUACUAAAAAAUAGUCAGCUUUGUCUCAAUAUACAUCCACUGGUGUUUAACAUUUUUUUCUUAUUCUGCAGGAUAAAGUAGGUAAGCUCCAGAUCUUAUGGAAAUGAUAUUAUUUUGCGUAGAUGCUCUGUGAUCAGAAAGAAAUUAUGUUUAUAUUCAAUCAUUCAGCAUAUGCUUCAAGGUUCAUUUCCCUCUUAUAUUAUUUUUUUGAAGACCUUUCGACAAAAACAAAUUUGACCAUGAUUCACUGUGCGUGUGAAAGUGUUCAUUUGAUGGUAAUGGAGACCACUUUCAACAGUCGUCAUAUUGUUUUACGUUAAUAUAAAUUAAUUUUGAAAAUAAUCUGUCUUUUAAAACUCUAAGGGGCUUGUGGUCCAUGUUCUCAGAUGAUUCAUACUUUCCGUUUUGCUUGUGUGCUUGCGUACGUAAUGUUUUCUCUAAUUAUUUGCAUUGAAAUUAUAUUUCACAAUGUUUUAAGUUUAACCAUUGUUGAACGUUAAGAUUUAAUUUUCCAGCACUUGGAUGCUGGUAAAAAUGACCCAGGGACCCUAAGAAAUGUAAAUACUUUCUUAGAAUUCAAGAGAUACCUGUGUGAUUUAGAGACUGUGGCCAAGUCAAUCAAAUCAUUAUGUAGAACCAUGGCAGGGGGAUCGGUGGUGUAUUUAUCUCGUUUUUAAUAUCGUACAUGAAAAGUUUGAGGUUUCAUUUUCCAAAAGUCACAGAAUGCACUAUUUUUCGGAAACGUUGAUAAUAAUCAUGAACUUACUGAAAGGAGAGAAGGGAUGACAUACUUGUGGACCAAGAUUAUCUACUUGUCAAAAAGCAAAGUCAAAAUUAUGACCGAUGUUGAAAACGAUAGUUUUGUCGAUAAAAAUUAUAACUAGUAUAUAUGGUUAAUUUUUUAAUUUCCUGAAAUAACUUUGUGAGUAUAGGCCAUAUAAAUAUACUAUUCAUGCACUGACUUUUCCUUGUACGAUUUGAGUCAGAAAACAGUGUAACUGACGAGGAUAGUACAUGUCACAGUUCAUUUUUUAAUGUCUCAUUUUCUACAACUUUGUUAGAAUCACUUCUAUGUUUCAAUACUACAUGCACUCGAUUGUUUUCUUUGGCAGCAUGCCACAUUGUGAAGAACUACCUUGUAGACCAUCUCGACAUCAAAGUUCCCUUAAUCCUUGGUAAGUCUCGAAAUAUUCUUCAUUUGCUAGAGUUUCUCGCACAUCUUUAUACAACAUGUAAAUUUUCGAAUAAUAUUCAUAUAAUUAAAAUAUAUCUCAUUUAAAUAAAUUAAAUAAUCGUAAAAUAGGCAUACGUCAAUGUGGGAAUCUGAAAUUCAAAUGUAUGGUGCAUAUACCUCAAGGUAUAGAUUUUACAGAACACAUUACAGAUUAUGAAAGUCUAUGAGUAGUAUAAAUAUUUUAAAACGUACCGACAUACACUAGAAAGACAUGGAAAUAUGUGGUUGUCGAACCUCAAGUGGAUCUCUCUUGAUUAUAUUUUGCAGAAAAUAUUUUAUUUUAUUUAUUUAAAUAUCUUAUCUUUUGACUACUUUCAGAUAAUAGUCAGAGCUAAUGGAACCACACAUGCAACUAAGUUUUGGAUUGUCAUUUGUAGGUGUAUGGGGUGGAAAGGGUCAAGGGAAGACCUUUCAGACAGAGCUUAUUUUCCGAGCAAUGGGAGUUGAGCCAAUUAUAAUGUCUUCUGGCGAACUGGAAUCAGAGAAUGCAGGUGGAUGAAACUUUAAUGCUAAGAAAAAAGAGAAAAAGAUUGUAUGAUGAUUACAUCAUGUAUGCAUGCACCAUUCUAUUAUAAUUGUUUAUUCUUAUUGACAUGAAAACAUGAAGAAGAAUAAUGAAAUAUGAACUGACUAGGGAAAGUUGUAUCUAUAAUCCAUGACAUAUCCUAGAGUCAACCUCUCUCAUGAAAAAAAGUUGUGCAUCUGGGAGUUGGGGUCUAAUUAAUAGAUGGUGUUUAUCGACAAAGUCCACCACCCAAAUUGAUUUGAUAGACUUCUAUCUACCGUCUCAAUUUAUUUAGCUAAUAUAGUGAAUUCACUUCUCUAAAGAAUUACAUUACCGAAUUAGAUGCUUCUCUCUAUUAAAAUCUUGAGUAUAACUCUAAAUUGAUUCGAUAGAAUUCUGUUCCUAACGCCAAUUUGUUCAUCGAAUAUCGUGAAUUGAUUAUUCUGAAGAGUUAUAUUAUCAAGUUAGAAGAUUCUCUCUACUAGAUCCUUGUUGGGCUUUGCGUUGUGUUCCAUGCUUGGCCUCCAACAAUUAUUUGUAAAAUCAUGGCCCGACAUGACAUUUUCCUAACUUUUGUUAAGAGAAAAGGCAAAACAUAGGAUUUGAUAUGGUGUAUAGUAUGAUCUGUUCUGUGCAAUUGAGUAUGAUAUAGUAAUUAUUCUAACAGUAGGAUUUUAUUUUUUCAGUUGACACCGUGGGCGUUGUCUUUUUUUAAAAACAAUUUAGAUUUACUAAUGCAUUGGAUAUUUUGUAGAUGAUGGAUUCUGUGCAUCUAUCUGUGCUUUUUGAAUCAAUGAAUCAGACAUUUCUUUCGACUCAACUCACAAGUUAUGUACUCGAGUUGUAAGUUAUAUUUGUUUUCUACGUUGCCUUUUCAGGAGAACCAGGUAGACUCAUACGUCAGCGUUAUAGGACAUCUUCCCAAGUGGUUCAAAACCAAGUUAGAAGCAUUUUGCCUUUUACCAUUGAAAUGUGCGCUUUUUUAAUUGUGAUUUGAAACCCAAAUGGCCUUUGGAUUCUUGCUUACCUUGGAUUUAGCCUCCAUUUAUUUUUUGCAUAUAGUUCAUCUUUCGUACUCGGACUAUCUUAUGUUUGCAUCAUUAUUUUAAGUAUAUUGGUAACUGAGUUUUUAAUAUUGUGGGAUAUUUUCUUCAUUCGAUUUUCAAGAUCUAGAUUGAUUUUACUCAUAGUGGUUGUCAGAUUGAUCUUGAUCUUGUUCAACUGAUCUAGGGUAAAAUGAGCUGCUUGAUGAUCAAUGAUAUUGAUGCUGGCCUGGGAAGAUUCGGUACGAGGUUUUCAUUCAUUGCAGUCUGUUAUAAAUAUUUCAAGAUCUCAAAGUGGAUGAUUUGACAUCCAAGGGGAACUUAUCGUAAUACAAAAUCUUUAUUCCCCGACAAGGAUCACAACUUGAUAAUUGUCUUUUUGGUUAUCAGGAAACACACAAGUGACGGUCAACAACCAGAUAGUGGUUGGAACUCUGAUGAACUUAGCAGAUAAUCCUACAAGAGUGAGCAUCGGGCAGAGGUGGAGAGACUCUGAUGUUACCCAUAGGAUCCCCGUGAUUGUCACGGGGAAUGACCUCACCACGAUCUAUGCUCCUCUGAUUCGUGACGGCAGGAUGGACAAAUUCUAUUGGUGCGUGGUUGGGCUCUUCCUCGUUUUUUUCAACCAGAGAUACGAGUUCUUCCUGCUUUCAUACACGUUAUAACUAUUUUAGAAAUCACUAGGUUUCUUUCUUUCCAACAAGAAACAAAUUAUAAUAAAUGAGGAUCAUUGAAACAAGUUGUGACAUCAGCCCAUCAAAUAAGUUGUUUAAUAUGUUCAUUCUUUUGGGGUAUUAAACCAUCGAUUUAACAGUGACUUUGACAUUUCUUAUGGGCUUUAGCUGAUUUGCAUUACCAAUCACAUUGUGACUCUCUCUCUUCUUCUAUUUUUCUUUUUUUUUCUUUUUUUCUUUUUUUCUUUUUUUUAUAUAUAAAAAAAAUCGCCCAUUUUUCGUUUCCCAAGCACUCAAGCUGAAGCAUAGUCAGGGUUCAGUGUACUCUUUCAAGGAAACAUCCCCAACUUGUUCUUCCUUUAUUUAUUUAUUUUGUUUGGUCGCAGGCAGCCUACCCGUGAAGAUAUCGUAAAUAUCGUCCACAGAAUGUACGAAAAGGAUGGGAUUUCCCGUGGCGGGGUCGAGACCAUUGUCAACUUAUUUCCCAACCAAGGUAGGCCCUUUUCUAGCCCCUGAAUAAUCUACAUAUAUCUGAGGAUUGCAAGGAUGGUGAGCAAUUCUUCAAGAUUUUUCAGGCACCAUGAGACUUUUAUCUCUCGGUCUCAUUUUCCAUGUCUCGAAGACUGACUCUAUAUAUAUAUAUAUAUAUAUAUAUUCUUUUUAAUGGACCAAGAACACAACUUUAUACGAUUAUCUUGAUAUGCACAUCCGCUCACGCUUUCUGAUCUGCAGCGUUGGAUUUCUACGGAGCUCUGAGAUCCCGAACAUACGAUCUAUCAAUACUAAAGGUAUCAAUUCAUGAAUUCAUAAAGGUAUCUGAUCCGCACGAUUUUUCCUAAUUGGUCGUCUGAUGCCGAUCUUCUUGUUGGGUUGUUGUGUUUACUUCGGAAAGUGGAUUGAUGAGAUCGGUGGCUACGAAGACCUCUCCAGGAAGCUUCUCAAGGACUACAAAGCUGGCAAACUUCCGACGUUUAUUCCCCCCGAGGUCAGUACAUGACUCAUAAGUCAGUGGGCCUAAUAAGUCAAGCCCCCUCUCGGCAAGUCAACGCCCAAGUCGGUAGUGAAACUACUGAGUCCCUGUUUCGGACUGGUGAAAAACAGCAAACAGUGGAAGCACUGGUGGAGUCGGGCCAUUCGCUCGUCAAAGAGCAAGAACUGAUCACGAACACCAGACUCUCCAAGGAGUACAUGAAGAACCUGGACGGCUAG